CAUGGAGAGCAAUAGGGACGAGGCAGAGCGCUGUGUUCUGAUAGGGAAGGCGGCCAUAGAAGCCGGAGACAAGGAGAGAGCCAGGAGGUUCCUCAGCAAAGCGGAGAGACUGUACCCGAGCAGUGAGGCCCGAGUUUUGUUGGAUGCUCUUGAAAAAAAUGACACAACGGGAAAUGGACCAAAAAGUGACAAAAUGACAAAGGGUACAGAACAAACCAAAGCCGAGAAAGACAGUAGUGCUUUUUCAGGUGGAGACACAGGAAAGAGCCACACCCAGGACCAGGUGGAUGGAGUACAAAGGAUAAAGAAAUGCAAAACAUAUUAUGAAGUAUUAAGUGUUAGUCCUGAUGCUGGAGAGGAGGAUUUAAAAAAGGCCUAUCGAAAGCUGGCUCUGAAGUUUCAUCCUGAUAAAAAUCAUGCACCUGGCGCCACAGAAGCAUUUAAAAAAAUUGGAAAUGCCUAUGCAGUGUUGAGUAAUCCUGAGAAGCGCAAGCAAUAUGACCUUACUGGAAGCGAGGAUCACGUGCAGAACAAUCAUAGGAAUGCUGGCUUUGACUACCGCAGGGGCUUCGAAGCAGACAUCACCCCUGAAGAUUUGUUCAAUAUGUUUUUUGGUGGAGGCUUCCCAUCAGGAACUGUACAUACAUUUUCCAAUGGACGGACUAGAUACAGCCAUCACCAGCAUCAUCAUCAUAGUGGACACGAUAGAGAAGACGAAAGGGCAGAUGGUGGUUUCUCCAUGUUUAUCCAGCUGAUGCCUAUAAUUGUUUUGAUUCUUGUGUCUUUGCUUAGCCAAUUAAUGGUCUCCAACCCUCCAUACAGUUUAUAUCCAAGAUCUGGUCAAGCUACUAAACGUGUAACAGAAAACCUUAAAAUUUCCUACUAUGUGAGCAAGGACUUUCACUCUGAAUACAAUGGCAUGUUGCUCCAAAAAUUAGAGAAAAACAUUGAAGAAGAUUAUGUGGCUAAUGUCCGAAAUAACUGCUGGAGAGAGAGGCAACAGAAAUCAGAUUUAAUGCAUGCAGCAAAAGUGUAUCGGGACGAGAGACUAAGAAUGAAAGCGGAAUCAAUAUCUAUGGAUAACUGUAAAGAACUUAAUCGACUCACAUCACUUUUUCGAGGUGGAUGAAAGAUUAUGCCUCUGUUUCUUUGGACAUCCUUUUUUCAUGUAAAAUCCAAGCUAAGUGCUCUACCAUGACUGGCCAUGCAGGGAGUAUAAUACCAUUUAUCUGGCUAAUUUCAGGUCACAGGGUCCAUUUUUUUUUAUUUAUUUUUUUUUACAUUCGUUUAUUUCAAGAAUUAAAAAAAAAAAAACAAAAAAAAACAAUUUCAGACACCGCUUUGGAAUCUUGAAUCCAUGAAGGGCAUGUAAAUAUUUCACCUAAUUUUAUUGUAUAUAAGAGUUAAGAAUUUUCUAUGUACAUAGUUACAGAUGUGAUUGGAUCUGAUUUUCAUACUAUUCCAUCAAAUAUGACAAGAGUUCAAACCAACCAUAAAAAGAAGUUAUAUUUAAUUGUGUAGCCUUGUAAAAUAAUCUUUAAACUAAGUGCUUGCGGCCAUUUUCUUGAGUUAAUUUUGCAAUCCGAAGUCUUCCCCCCCAAUAAUGAAGCACUCACAUUGUUGCUAGUUAUCUUGCUUGUUCAAAAAAUCGGGCUCAGUUGGUUGAGUAGUUUGAUUUGCCAGUCAGAGAAAAGAGCUGGCCGUACAUGGAACAAUUUGAUUGUACUGAAUUGCCAUUCAAUCUAGGAGAUCCUUAAGCAGUUUAUAGACCUUUUGCACACAAUUGUCAUCACAGCUGGUCUGUCUGUUAAAAAAAUCUUCUGCAUUUGCAUGGUCCUCUGCUUUCCCAGAAGUCUGUAGAUUGCGGCUGCUGCUGCUGCUACACAAAUCAAGGGCCAACAGACCUGUGAGCCAUUCUCUGAUUUUACUGGACAAGCAGUUGAUAUAUGACUGCAGAAAGAAAAUGUAAAUAAAUUAUUGUUAUUUUUGUGCCUGUUGUUUAAAAAAACAAAAACAAAACAUAAUUCAAUAAAACUGUGGAUUUUGUUACAGGUCGGAUUCUUUUUAAAUAUGUUGUAUGUAGUGAAUUGGUUUGUUCUAGCUUGAGAAGGCCAAAAAGCAAUGAGUUUUUAUAUGUUAUGCUGAAAUUACUGAUUUGUUGUAGUGUAUGGAAAAACAUGACACCCAGCAUCAAAAGUGCAGCUGAAUUUUGAGUUUUUUCAAGUUUAGAUCAACAUUAAUUGUAGUAUUCGAUUUGCAAGUCAGGCCUAGAAGUUUGGCAGUUGCAAUGCGGCAGUCAGGGAAGUAGGGAUGCCUGGGUCCACCCCAGUUAAAUUGCAGAGAGAUGGGGGGAAGCAGUGGUUUAAACGUGAACAAUAAGAACAACUCCUUGACUAUUCUUUGUUUUACUGACACUGUCUUAAAAAAACUGGACUUUGUCGUCGUCGUCAUCAUCAUCAUCAUCAUCAUCAUCAGUUUAAGGAAAAAUAAAUGUGGGGAACGCCACUUGCAAAAAGUGUAUUUUUAGAUCAUACAGUAUAAUGAGAUUCUUGCUGUUUUCCUAAAGAACAUGAUCUGCACAAACCUCCUAUACAGAACUCUUGUCUUUGAGAAUAUGCUUUUUGACUGGUGUGAUACUAAUUAGUGUGUGCACUAGGGUUCACUUGGAGAAGCACUAGACUAGUCUUUUUGUCAACUGUGUAAAUAUGUAUUGUUAUUGGCCAGCUAAAAUAAGCUUAUCCAGAUAAUAGUUAAUUUCUAGAUACAAAAUCACACAAUUCGCAGUUUUUUUUGCCUUAAAUGAUGUGCUACAUUAAUCCUAAUUUUGUGAAGUUUUUCCUUUUGUAUAAAAAGCGAAUUAAGGAACUUCAUUUUUUUAUUCUCAGUGCAUAUUCCAAUAAAUGAGUAUUGUCCCUUAAGGGUAAUGUCCCGUUUUAAGUAGAUUUUCCAACAGUAUUUUUCUGGUAGAGACAUGCCAGAGUCUGCCUUCUGCUACUUAUGUUAACUUUAGUGGGAGAUAAGAAACAGAAAUACAGAUUUGAUUGCUUUUCUAACAGUAAAUAAUGUGUUCAGCAUUCUGGCGGGAAAGCGUUUUGCACUUCCCUGAACCAGUGGACACUGCAUGGGACUUUGGCCUAAAUGGGAAUAUAGAUCCACUGCUAUAGAUCAUAGCUGCAUGAAUAUUUUUCACAUAGCAAAAACAUUAUCAAAAUAAAUGUUUUCUCCUUUGUGAGAAGGCAAUGAAAAGUAAAUAUUUUUUCUAUAAAUUUUAGUUAAAUCUGUCCCUGUCUCUCUCUUGAUAACUGCCCAGGGUAGGCAUUAUACCUCAUUUUUUGUCCUAUGUGUUUAAACUAUAAACUUCACUUUGUACCACAUUCAGCCAUCAGAUUGUGUGAGCUUUACCUCAGGAACUAUAAAUAUGAAGUAAAAUCGGUGAGCUGAUACAAAGUGAAUCAAAAGUGGGUUACAUUCCAGAAAAAAGUAGUAGCUACUGAAGAUAUAUAAUUUUUUUUAAUGCAUGGUAGGAGACCCUUCCAAACUUGCAUUGCACACAGAACAGAUUAAUGCUCUUGUCUAGCAGAGUAGAAAACAGAAGUUAGCUUUUCUAAUCCAAACUCUGGUUAGUGUUAAUACUGUAUAUCAGGGGUGUCCAACUUGCGGCCCGAGGG
This is a messenger RNA of Xenopus laevis (African clawed frog), 3668 nucleotides long. RefSeq names its product DnaJ heat shock protein family (Hsp40) member B14 L homeolog (gene dnajb14.L). Bases 2 to 1129 code for a protein of 375 amino acids. Lineage: Eukaryota; Metazoa; Chordata; Amphibia; Anura; Pipidae. Gene Ontology annotation, biological process: cellular response to misfolded protein. Gene Ontology annotation, molecular function: Hsp70 protein binding. The transcript has 8 exons. The record is from RefSeq and is a predicted model, not a curated record. Gene Ontology annotation, cellular component: endoplasmic reticulum membrane.